Molecule: messenger RNA, 1611 nt
Organism: Notodromas monacha
Lineage: Eukaryota; Metazoa; Arthropoda; Ostracoda; Podocopida; Cyprididae
Source: the annotation of a GenBank genome assembly
AUGACGUCCACUCGAGGCGUUGGCAUCUCCGUGAAGGAAGUGACCGUCUCCCGGGCCACUAAAACGUUCCUAGCGGCUCAAUCCAGUGGACGGCCUCCGGGGCACCCGGGGGGCAGAACCGAGUGGUGUAAUCCGCGGAGCCCGCCUAUAAAAACCCACGGCGGGUUUGGAGACGCCAUCAGAACGGAUCAAGUCCGAAGCCGAGCAACUUCCCCUCCUGAGAAAAAAAAGCAACCCUUGCCUAUUUAUUUAUUCAGCUCGUUUGAAAACAAGCGAAAAAUCGACAUGAAGACGGUGUUCAUUUUGGCAGCAGUCCUCGCCGUUGUCUACGGUGACGGUCAUGGCCACCACGGCCAUCAUGCUCAUGGGUCAUCUCACGGCCACGACACGUACGGUUACCAGCCCUCGUACGAAGAGUACAAGGAGCCUGAGUACAAACAGACGCACGGUUACGAGCAGCCGAAACACGGUUACGAGCAGCCGAAACACGGUUACGAACAGCCCAAGUACGGCUACGAACAGCCCAAGUACUCCUCAUACAAGGAACCGUCCUACAGUGGCUACCAAGAGCCGGCCUACAAGCCAGAGCCCUACAGCAGCUACGAGACCCCCAAGUACACCCACAAGGAGCCCUCUUACAAGGAGCCAUCCUACAAGGGACACUCCCACAAGGAGCCGUCUUACAAGGAACCUACCUACAAGGCCUCCUCGUACAAGGCCCACUCCUACAAGGAGCCCGAGUACAAGCCGACUGAGUACAAGACCUACGAGCCCAAGGGCUACAAGCCUUCCUCCUACAAGACCCCGGCCUACAAGGCACCCGCCUACGAGCAGCCCGCCUACGAGCCCGAGUACAAGCCCCAGUACGAGACCCCCGCUGCCUACCACCAACCCGCCUCGUACGACUACAAGGCGUCCUCCUACCACCAGGCCAAGCCCGCCUACGAGGAGCCGGCCUACAAGCCUGCCUACGAAGAGCCUUACGGCUACGAGGAGCCCGCCUACCACGGAAAGAGGAUUCAGUUCCAUUCGUUCUGUCGAGUAUCACGCAAGGCCUUUUGUGACAACUUUUUCGUUGACGGAAUCAAUUAUUCACAUCGUCGUCGCAGUGAAGUCAUGUUUCGAGCAGCUCGUUUUGCGCUUUUGGUGGGUGUCGUGGCGUGCGCCUUGUCACUUGUGUCGUCGACGGAGAAACAGUUCCACUACAGGAAUAGGGCUAACCAAGAUGCCUUGAAAGUUGGAAAAUUUGUUCAAGAAAUGGAGCGAGUUCGAGCCGGAAAACGGGAGAGCCGCCAGCUGGACGAGGUUUUUGGCUCAAUUGCUGACAUUACCCAGAUCCUCGGGUUGAUUAUGAGACUGGCCCAGGCUGCUGUGAAUGGGUUCGCGUACAUCGCCAACAUGAUGGCCAACGCCCGCCAGGACUCGCCGCUCCUGGCCCAGGUUCUCUGGGCCGCCGUGCAGCUCCUUGGCCAGGGAGCCGUCGUGCUUUCCAGAUCCUACGACGAUCAGCUCGGUGACGCGCUGCAAAAUAUGCUCACGGAUUUGCACGUUCUUGCUUGAAUUCCGCGCGGUGUGAGAUCGUAUGAGAAUUAAAGAGGACCUCAGAAAUUA